UUAUCAACUGAAACAGAUCAAGAAAAUUGAGAACCAAAGCUUUUGAACUGCGAAACUAGUGAGGAAAAUUUUGAAAAUAAAUGGCAUUUAGUGUUGGGUUUCGUUUGAAUCUUCUGGGAAAGCCUCAUUCUUCUUUAAUUCCUUCAGUUACUUCAUUUCCAGCUAAGAAUGUUGUUUUUGAUCGCAUGAAGAAACUCCACAACUCCAAUCCACUAACAAGAGCAUCAGCUGAAGGACCACCUGGUGAAUUAGACGAGGAUUCCAAGUUUGUUCCGUUGAAUGCCGAUGAUCCCACAUAUGGUCCACCUGCUUUAUUGUUGCUUGGAUUUGAAGUCAGUGAGGAUGAGAAGAUACGACUGUUCUUGAAAGAACUGGAUGGUGAAUUCUUAGAGGUACGCUAAUCUUCUAAAAGUCCAAGUUCCUGGAAGGGAGAUACCUCCUGAUGCACAAGAUCGAGUGUCGGAGAUUUUAUCCCAUUAGCACUUGAAGUUGCUCGAUUAAGUCAUCCAAAUCAUAUGAUUUGGAUAAUUUCUCGACUCCCUAUCAGAACAGCACGAUGUUGAAGCCUUUUCCUUUGAAGUUAUUGUCAGACAUGCGCCAACCACCGGGAAAUUUUUGCGAGAUGCCAGAGACACGAGGUUUGUUUUAUUUGCAUUCAUAAGUAUAUUUAUUCUUCUUGUAGUAUCAAUUUUGUGAGCUUCGUGUUUCUCCAUGGGUUCCUGCUUUUGUUUAGCAUCGAUUAUAAGAGUGUAAAAAUAACAAUGUCAUAUUAUGCUGUUAAUUACAUG
Molecule: messenger RNA, 788 nt
Organism: Hibiscus syriacus
Lineage: Eukaryota; Viridiplantae; Streptophyta; Magnoliopsida; Malvales; Malvaceae
Exons: 5
Coding region: 81-401 (106 amino acids)
Source: RefSeq, a predicted model, not a curated record